AUCGAUCUCUCUUAUUUUUUUUGCAUCUAUUCUUCUGCCUCAAUAUUUUAACUUACACAUUGGGAGAACCUUGUCAGCAAAGUAGAAAUGACAAUCCAGCCUGAACAAGUACCAGAGAAAGUCGUCAUCGGCGUACUCGCUCUUCAAGGCGCUUUCAUUGAGCACAUACACUAUCUCCAAAGACUACGUCCCCAUGGCCACACGAUCGAAGCUAUUCCGGUGCGCAACGCCGAUGAACUAUCUCGAUGCCAUGCCCUCAUCCUUCCCGGGGGUGAAUCCACCGUCAUAUCCCAUCUCGCCUCACUUACUCCUUGCCUCCUGCCUGCUCUCCUCUCUUUCGCGCAAGACCCUUCAAAAGCGAUGUGGGGAACGUGUGCGGGUAUGAUUCUCAUGGCUGAAGAGGAUGGGAUUGGAGGAGGUAAGAAGAAGGGUGUGAAAGGCUGGGGCGGUGUAAAAGGUUUAAAGGUCUGGAGAAACCUCUACGGCACCCAACUAGAAUCAUUCGAAGCGGCUCUCGAUAUCCCCGUCUUAUCCGACCCUUCGAGACCAUUCAACGCAGUAUUCAUCCGUGCGCCAGCUGUGCACAGCCUUGCGCCAACAAAGACAGACAUGGAGGAGACUCAAGUCCUCGCCACUCUUCCUGCCGAGUACCUCCCUUCACCGCCGCCUUGCGACUCGCCACUGGGUGAACCCAAUGUGGACGAUUUGGGCAAGGUGAUGAUCAGACAAGGGAGAAAGAUGGUCACCAGUUUCCAUCCUGAAUUAAGUGGGGAUAUGAGGAUUCACGAGUAUUGGGUUGAAAAGUGUGUCCUUGGAAGAAGAUAGAUCGUUAGGGGGGAGAAAUAUAAAGUGUGGAUUUCUUUUCUUUUCUUGUAACUAGAUCUAGGGGCAAUUGUAUCGUAGAAAAGAAGAAGGAAGAAAUAAAAUGCCAUAUUCCAUCACAUGUAU
Messenger RNA from Cryptococcus deneoformans JEC21, 948 nucleotides. Its product is annotated as pyridoxine metabolism-related protein, putative. The coding region runs from base 88 to 825 and encodes 245 amino acids. Gene Ontology annotation, biological process: pyridoxine metabolic process; pyridoxal 5'-phosphate biosynthetic process. Gene Ontology annotation, molecular function: glutaminase activity. Gene Ontology annotation, cellular component: cytosol; glutaminase complex. NCBI's taxonomy places the organism in Eukaryota, Fungi, Basidiomycota, Tremellomycetes, Tremellales, Cryptococcaceae. The transcript has 5 exons. The record is from RefSeq and is a predicted model, not a curated record.